This is a messenger RNA of Anarrhichthys ocellatus (wolf-eel), 5861 nucleotides long. It is a transcript of the gene jkamp, whose product is annotated as jnk1/mapk8 associated membrane protein. The record is from RefSeq and is a predicted model, not a curated record. Gene Ontology annotation, cellular component: membrane. Bases 214 to 1104 code for a protein of 296 amino acids. NCBI's taxonomy places the organism in Eukaryota, Metazoa, Chordata, Actinopteri, Perciformes, Anarhichadidae. Gene Ontology annotation, molecular function: ubiquitin protein ligase binding. The transcript is spliced from 5 exons. Gene Ontology annotation, biological process: response to unfolded protein; ERAD pathway.
AUACGUAUGUAUACGUAUGUAUAUAUGUAUAUGUAAUUGUAUAUAUGUAUAUGUAAUUGUUUUGGAACUGCUUGUGGCAGCUCUAGCUCCACCUUCAGUUGGACUCGCAAAAUCGGUCUGCACCGUUGACAGGAGGGAGGGGAUUAAACGUAGCUUUGAUGCAAAGAACUGGCAGGUCUUAUAUAGAACUGGCAGAUCAAUUAUCUCCACAUUAUGUCUACUUUAGGAAGAGAAAAUAAUCCCAGCAUCUCUGUCUGCUGCCAGGUUUGUCCUCGCGGAGAGCGAGCCAACCUCCAGAAUGUGUGUGAACGCUGCACCGAGUCCCCUGAGCUGUACGACUGGCUCUAUCUGGGCUUCAUGGCCAUGCUACCCCUCGUGCUGCACUGGUUCUUCAUCGAGUGGUACUCUGGGAAGAAGAGUUCCAGUGCUCUGCUGCAGCACAUCACAGCCAUGUUGGAGUGCGGCAUGUCGGCCGUGGUCACCUUGCUGGUCACAGAGCCGGUGGGAAAGCUCAGUAUCCAGUCGUGUCGAGUCCAGAUGCUGUCGGACUGGUACACCAUGCUGUACAACCCGAGUCCAGACUACAUCAACACUCUGCACUGCACCCAGGAGGCCGUCUACCCGCUCUACACCAUAGUGUUGAUCUACUAUGCAUUCUGCCUGGUGCUGAUGAUGAUGCUGCGUCCUCUGUUGGUGAAGAAGAUAGCGUGCGGUCUGGGCAAGUCGGAUCGCUUCAGGAGCAUCUACGCUGCUCUGUACUUCUUCCCCAUCCUCACCGUGCUGCAGGCCGUGGGAGGAGGGCUGCUCUACUAUGCCUUCCCCUACAUCAUACUGGUCCUGUCUCUGCUCACACUGGCUGUCUACAUGUCUGCCUCUGAGAUACAGUCUUUUAAGAACCUGAUUGCCAAGAAGAAGCGCCUGGUCGUCCUGUUCAGCCAUUGGUUGCUCCACGCGUACGGCAUCGUCUCCAUCUCCAGACUGGACAAGCUGGAGCAGGACCUGCCGCUGUUGGCCCUCGUGCCGGGCCCCGCCCUCUUCUACAUAGCCACGGCCAGGUUCACCGAGCCCAGCCGCAUCCUGUCCGAGGGCGGCAGCGGACGCUGACGGACCCCAGCGGAUACUGACGGACCCCAGCGGCGAUAUAAAAGUUUUUAGGGUUGGCUACAGUCCAAACUGUACACUGAUGGCAUCGGGUCACUGAACAACUUCAAAAGCAAGUUAAAGUGGAUGUUAUUCCAUUCAUUAUUUGUAAACAGGACAGAUGGUCUCUGAUCUGUUUCCAGAUCAGUUCACUCUGCUGAAUGUCAUUUUGUUUCAGUAGUUUAUUAUACAUAGACAUAUAUUCCCUCUCUUGUUGGAACAAGACAGCUACUCGCAUUACUGUAAAUAAUAAUUCUAUUCAUUCAAAGUAAAUUAACCCGUCAUUUUCUACAAUCCUGACAAAUAGCAACUAGAGACCGACUUCACUGGUACAGGGGAGGCCCUUUCUACUCGUAUGGACUACACAUCUGUAAAGUUUCCUGACAGACAGACACGUACUGAAGACCUCCUCUGUGGUAGUUCCUGCUCCAGUGUCUCCAGGACUACAUUAUACCAUGAUGACUCACACACACUUAUAAGGUGAAAAGAACAGCAGCCACACGCUGUCACAGCUGGUAAUGACAAGUUAUUAUACCAGAGAUGAUGUCUUUAAAUUACUCAUUUAGGUUGACAAACCUCUGCACUACACUCAUACAGGGAUUACCGCCAACACCCCCAACAAGCCACCUCCAUGUUGAGAGCUGUGAGUAAGCAAUCCCAGCUCUGUGUGUUGCAGCUGCUGCGGUAGCUGGCCAAUCACACGUGGUAUCAAAUGGAAGAACGCUUGCGGUGAUUGGCUGCGGGCAAAACCACACAAAUAGCCCAUCAUUCUAGAUCUGAGUGCAAAUAGUCCCAAAUGCAGGAGUCUCCAUACUACUUGGUUCUGGGUUAUUUUGGUCCUAUCAUACCUAGUUCUGUUCUCUGGAGUCACUCACAGCCCACCUGCCUGUCUUAUAUCUAUCCCAGGGUUGAGUGGCCCGUCGUGUACAUUCUCUUGUAAAUACAGUAGGUGGUGUGAAUGCAGACUGAGGUGAGGAGGUUCACUGGUCCGCAUGUGUAACAGAAGUGCUCCUCAGCCACACCGAGGGUUUGUGCCGCUCAUCUGUUACCUUUACAUCAGAGCCAUCCAUUUCCUCUGAAGGUAUUUAAAAGAUGCUUCAAACCAUCUGGAGGAAAAAAGAUUCAGUCCGCUGAAUGAAGAAAAACUCAUUCUUAACUUUAAUCAAUAUCCCAUCUGGAAAUGACACUAUUUAAAAAAAGUUUUGUUUCUUAUUAAUCUUUCUAAUUUAAUACACAAUAACACGCUCAUAUUUUUCCUGUGUUGUACAAAAUGAGACAAGAAGAGCACCUGGGUAAGAAGUACUCAAACUGCUUCAUGGUGCAGUGGACAGAAUAUAUUUUAGUGUAGGAGGAUCCUUCCCACCAACACACAUGAGGACUUAUGAGAGGCACAAACAUGUAAAUAGUGUCACUUCAUUGUGUUUGUACUAAAGCUAAGUAAGUGAUAUUCCUCUGGAGUCCUUUAAGCUGCUAAUGCACUGUCAUGUAUAUGAUUGUGAAUGUUUGUAUGUUCAGUAGGAUUAGCUACGUGCAGACACGCUCAAAUUGCAACAGUCAGCAAUGUUGACCGACCUAUGAUGUCAUGUAUCUGUUUGCUGAAUCUUGUCAGCAUGAGCUUCACCCUCAACUAGUCAUACCAGUCAUCUUUAUGAGUCUCUUCAAUGUCGACCUGGUGCUGGCAAAGUGCAACAAACAACGCAGACGUUCCAGAGAGUACAUGCAUGUGCCCACUGUAAAAAGUAGCCACCUUGUUAGCAGCGAGGCAUUCCUCUCAUUUUAUAAACUGUUCUUCAGAUGCUUUUCCUCCUGAUCCCCUCUCCUUAUUUAUUUGCCCUUCUCUCAUCAAUUUGUCAAUUUUUAGAACCGAAGACAAUAUUUGAAAAAAACGUCUGACAGAAAUGUUUUUUUCGGUGUUAAUGUGUUAAAAAUUUGAUAAUACAACAAAUUAAUAACUUAUUUUUUCUUGGCAUAUGAUUAUACAUCAUAUGUUUUCAAAGACAUUUUGAAGUGCGUGCGUGCUACAGGAAGUGGAGACAAUAGAGAGCUGCAGGGAUGAUGUAUUUUAAUGCAGGCCGACAGGAAGUUAGCCUCACACUGGUUCCCUCCACAAAAGGCCGAUGGGAUUUCUCUGUUGGUUUCUGGAUUAUUCAAGAAAAUAAUCUAUGGAAAACAAACGUUUAUACAUGGUUCAUACUGUUUGAUGAUGUAACACUUACUGCGGACAUUUCAAUGCAUAUUGACUUUUCCUUUAGGUAAUCUCAAUGACAUUUUGCUGCUAAUAUUUCUGCACUAGUACUGGAGUCUGAUUUUGAAUGAAACACGUUUAACAGCAAAACUACAUCAGAACAUCCGUUUACAAGGUCUCACACAACUCAGUCAGUAUAAUCCAAGACUCAGUUUAUAGUUUUCUUCAAGAAAUCAAGGUGACACGUGGUGAGUAACAGAUACAAACGGUCCUUUUGUGGGUGAACUUGUGCUUUAAAUCUACAAUGCACAGUUCAUACAGACUGACGUCGCAACACAUUGUGAAUCAACAUCUCUUUCGUAGGUAGGCAUGACACACCUCAGAAACAAUCAUUUAUGAUUCAUGAAAAUAAUGUUUCCUAGAGUUUCCUAAAAGGAGGACACAUGCUACAGUAAAGUCAGUGAUGUUUAAAGUCAGCGGGAUGGUUACAGUUCAGUUCAGUUCUACAACAGUGUGUGGUCAGUGAACCUGCACAUCCAAACAAUACAAAGUAGUAGAAGAGUGAAAUAUGUGAAAACUACCUGAGACCACCGGGAACAUGAAAAGGUCCAAUCAAUCCAACUUCAGAUACUCCCUUCAACCUGCCUCAUCAGCCAUUUCUCCUGAGCAGUGCUGUUUCACGUUGGAUCAAACAGUUCUGAGUGAAAUGGUUUUAUUCGAUAUAUGUUGAUGGUGAGCAUUCAGAAAGUAUCUACACACCCCUCACGCUUCUUAUUGCGUUGCAGCCGUAUGCUAAAAUCAUUAAAUGUGUUCCACACUCAACAUCCCACAAUGGCAAAGCCUAAACUUACUUACUUUAAUAACUAUGCCUUUGUGUUAUUUUUGGAACAAAGUAUGCAGUAAAGCCACAACAGGAGAUUAGAUUUUCUUUGCAAAUGAAUUAAGAAGAAAAAAACUGAAAUAUGGUAUUGACCGAAGUAUUCAGACCUCAUUCCUCCUGAUCAUCAGUGAGAUGUCUCUACACCUCGAUCGGAGUCCACCUGUGGUAAAUUCACACACCUGUCUUUCAAAGACAUCAGAGCAAAAAAAGAAGAAAUGAGGCGUGAGGUGGGAGGAACCGGCUGCAGAGCCCAGAGACAUGAUUGUGUCGGGGCAUCGAUCUAAGAGACAUUUGGGGCUUUUACAGGCAGUUUGCGACACACGGCCUCUGUCCUCUUUACGGUCCGCUCCGUGCGUUGUACGCAAACCAACCAGCCGACAGUUUGCAGAGUACUUGCCCAAAAAUAAAGCCCAGCGGCAGGGACUGGGGCAGCUGAACAGAGAGUACAGAGAGACCCAAGCACACAGCCAAGACAACGCAGGAGUGUCUUAGGGGACAACUCUGUGAAUGUCUUCUUGGGCCCAGCCAGAACCCCAUCGAACAUCUCUGGAGAGACCUGAACGUGGGCGUCCAUGCGUACCCGACACAGCCCGACAGGUUCUGCAGAGGAAUGGCAGAAAUCCCCCAAAUCCAGGUGAGGCUGACAUCUCUGCCAAAGGUGCUUCAUCUGAGUGAAGACUGAAUACUUUUUAAUAAGCUCGCUCAUAUUUGUAAAAUCCUGUUCUGGCUUUGUUAUUGUGGGGGUAUUGAGUGUAGACUGGAAACGUUGCCAGUGAAUGGAAGUAGCUGACAGAAAAGGUUGAAUAUGUGGGUGACUGAUAAUCAUUCAAAGACUAACCUGAGGAGGCUUCCACUAGAUAUUCUAUCAGCCUCAGAGGACGACAAUCUGAUAUGAUUCAUAGACGAGGCAUUUUGUGUUAAUGGCACGCAACUAAACUGACAUGACAGGUCAAGACAACAACUAAUGCUACGUAGUCUGCAAACUGAAAUGAAUUUCACAAAAUAACCAAAACCCCAAAACAAUAUCUAGUCUGAUAUGACAAUAUUGAUAUGCUACCAGUAUACUGAUUGGCUCUACGCAUAAUACAUUUGAAUGUCAGCAGCAGAGAUAAACUGGAAGACUACACACACGUUUGGUUUCCAGUAUAAAGCUUUAGUUCUGUCGCUCCAUGAGAACACAUUCAGGUCAUCAAUUUAUCUUUCAAUGUGAGAAAUCAUUCACAUUUGUGUCGGGUCCCUUGAAACGAUGAGGGCUUCCAUCUAUCAGCGAUGCAGCGGUGUGUGAUUUCAGGAUCGGUAAUGUGGAGGAGGCCCACAGAGCAGAGAGUGAGAGAGAAGAGGGCCGUGGUUACGCUUGUCUCUUUGGUGCUUUUGUCAUCCGAUCAGCUGGACCACAUGCCGAGGUGGCCUGGCCUGCAUUGAGUUGGGAUCUGAACAUGGUGUGGACAGCAUGUGGACAAUUCAUCAAACUUAUGUCCCCAUCAUCUCCCCUCCCACAUGGGAGUUCCUCUCCAGAAGAGCGCAAAGGGAGGAGAGGUGGAGGGUUGUGUUGAGUUACUGCUGAUGAAAAGCCUUCACAUACCAACAUAAUGUUAUUGUGCAGACUUGUUAGGAAACGGUGUGUGUUAAUCCACCGCUUUACGGACGGUCCGUUGA